AUGCUGGGCCGGAAAACAGGACUCCCCCGCGACCUGAACAGCCACCGCCAGCUGAACCAGUCCUACCAGGAGGCUGUGCCCCUGCGGACCAGACCAUCCAAGGAGACAGAUGUCAGUUUGGAGGUGUUCAGCGGCUCUACGCCUGAAAUCAAACAGAGCCGCAGCAGAGCCCAGCAGAUGCGGGAUAGGAAAGGUCGCAAAGUUGACCUCAAAGACUCUAACGGGAGAGAGGCAGAAACAAUUACCUUUAUUUCUGGUACAGCAGAGGCUCCCCCAAACCAGAGCUUUUGCUGUUCCUCUCUGUCGCAGGCCUGGAACACGUACAAAGCUGUUUUCUGUUGUAUAGUGACCUGUGGGGGCUGCUUUCAGGACUGCAGUGUCUGUAUCUCCUAUCCGGGGCCUGCCGAGACCUCGACUGAUGACGGAAAGAACGGAGAUUAUAAUGGGCGACUGCCAAACAGCCCUGCCAAUACUUCUCCUGCUGAGAAGAAUGGGAACCAGAUCAAAAAGUCCAGCAUGGGUAGCAGUUUCAGUUACCCAGAUGUGAAACUCAAGGGCAUCCCUGUCUAUCAAAACAGGAGCCCCAGCCACCACCUGGAGUCAGAUUCAUGCUGCAAAGAGCUGCUGCCAGAGAAGCCCUUCAGGAACAGCAUAGAAAAGCCACCGCUCCCCAGCAGCCACCGGAGUUCGGAGGAGUAUUACUCCUUCCACGAGUCCGACCUGGACAUCAGUGAGCUGAACGGCUCCAUGUCCAGCAGGGAGAUCGAUGUCCUGAUCUUCAAGAAACUGACGGAGCUUUUCAGCGUCCACCAGAUCGAUGAGCUGGCCAAGUGCACGUCAGACACUGUCUUCCUGGAGAAGACCAACAAGAUCUCGGACCUCAUCAAUAGCAUAACUCAGGACUACAACCUGGAUGAGCAGGAUGCUGAAUGCAGGCUGGUCCGAGGCAUCAUACGCAUCAGCACCCGGAAAAGCAGGGUCCGGCCCCAUAUUUCUAUCCCAGCCAGCCAGAGCCACGAGGAGAAGUCCAGCAGAGGCAAUGCACCAGACAGUGGUAAUGAAACGAUGCUAGAGUCCAUGGUCAUCAGCCAAGACGAUUUGGCCGUGCAAAUAUCAGAAGAAACACCAGCAGAUGUGAUAGCCAGGAAUAUGAGGCAGCACAGCAGCGCAGGCUCUCCAACAAGCAGAGAUUCCUCUUUCCAAGACACAGAGACUGACUCAUCUGGGGCACCCCUGCUUCAGGUGUAUUGUUAAAGAAAAGGACCCAAGCAGCAGGCAGGUGUUCCAAGGCUUUGCUGCAAUCAGAUUUCUCCUCUUUCAACAUGGAGUGUGCUAUGCCACUUUUUUUUUUUUCCCCAGCCUACCCUGAUCCUGUGUUGAAGCCAAAUUUCUCCUGCUGUCUGAAUUUCACUGGAUUUUUUUUUUUUUUUUGGACAAUAUAGAACAUCAAUGAAGUGAACUAUGGAGCUGAUGAAAUUGGGAGGUGGAGUGUGUGCCCAGGGAGGAGAAGAUGGACAAGGAAGUA
Messenger RNA from Phaethon lepturus (White-tailed tropicbird), 1525 nucleotides. RefSeq names its product keratinocyte differentiation factor 1 (gene KDF1). Bases 1 to 1254 code for a protein of 417 amino acids. Gene Ontology annotation, biological process: keratinocyte development; regulation of epidermal cell division. Lineage: Eukaryota; Metazoa; Chordata; Aves; Phaethontiformes; Phaethontidae. Gene Ontology annotation, cellular component: cell junction. The transcript has 3 exons. The record is from RefSeq and is a predicted model, not a curated record.